This is a messenger RNA of Pelobates cultripes (western spadefoot toad), 7921 nucleotides long. The record is from the annotation of a GenBank genome assembly. NCBI's taxonomy places the organism in Eukaryota, Metazoa, Chordata, Amphibia, Anura, Pelobatidae.
AUGUCCGAUAGGGGAUUUCAGAUCACUUAUACAACAUUACCCGGUGAGUAUAAACGUUCUGUUUUAUGGGAGUGUAAUGGUGAAAAUAUAGCAUUCAAUUUAUAAUAACUUAUCGAGCUUCAAUAUAAGUUUUAGUCUACUCACUAAUCAGCAUAAACCAAAAUUCAGGGUCACUUGUUUCUUAAUCUGACUUAUUGCUUGGAAGAAAAACAUAGGCCUCGAUAUUUUUGGGAAAGCUUUUCUGAUAAUUUUUUUUUACCACACAUAAUAAAUAUAUCAAUAUAUAAAAAACAUUAAAAUAUCAAACACAUACAAAAAUAUAUAAAAAAAAAUAUAAAAAUACUAAAAAUAUGAAAUAAUUUUGUAUCCAAAGAUAUAUAAUUUGAAAAGCGUAUCCAAAAAUAUUAAGUCAAGGCCAUAGUUGGCCGAGACUACCAAAUUUCAGCACCAUCUACACAAUUUUCAUCAAAUCUGAGUCUAUGUAGACUACUGAAUAUUACAUGGUGAACAAAUGAUAUCUAGCAAUGUACUUUUCAUUUAGGAAGUAGCUAUAUCUUCUUUCAUUUAAUGUUUUUUGUGGGUUUUAUUUAUUCCAGCUGAUCCUGGAUGCGGAGGGACCUUUAAUAACCCAGAAGGUUUUAUAACAUCUCCAUCAUGGCCUGAUGCUUACUCUGAGAGCAAACAAUGUGUUUAUAUUAUUAGGCAAUCGUCCAGUGACCACAUCAAUCUAAGAUUUACCAACCUGGAAUUGGAAAGUGAUGGUGGAUGUUCUCUAACAUACAUAGAGGUAUUGGACCUCCAGGCUUGCAAUGGAGAGCUAAUUUUAGUUCUGUCUAGAAAAAUAGGAAAUCACAUUUUUAACCAUGGCUUCAUCAUUAUUGCAUAGUUACAAAGUAAAAUGUUGUUAAAAUUACUUUUCAAAAUGUAAUAAAACGUUUCCCAUCUUGGAUUAAUUAUUAAUGGGAAAUAAAGAAUGUCAUCAUAGACUACGGAUUUUCAGAAAUAGAAUCCCUGUGUGAUGAUCAUUGCUGUCCUUUUGCAAGACAUCUAGUUAUGGGGAACAAAAUUAGUAGUUGUAAUAACUGUAUGGCGGCUGCAGUGAAGGAGUCUUGGCGUGGAAAUGAGGUAAUCUUUAUUUUACUUAAUUUAUUUAUCAGCAAAGGAUAGUGGAAAGUAAACACAAUGAUACAAAAGAACCUAUAGUCCCAAAAAAACUAUUGUUAUUUUUAUAAUUAUAGGUUCCCUUUCGUAGGUUAAAGAUAAAUAGAUUGUGGGCUUUUUUUGUUGUUUUUGUUUUCGCUUGACAUCUGACAUAUCCAAAUUUUGAAUUGAAGCCUCGUUUCUUCAUAAUAAACUGUAUGAAUGCUUCUGAAGCAUUGCUUUCCAUGGCAUAGAUCACUUUUAAAUAAACUGUUAGAUGCAAUCCAUAGUUAUGAGUAUAACAAUGAUAUUAUAAUAUUUAAUUAAAUAAAUUAAAAUUUUUCUUUGGUAGAACCCUCAUAGCUAUAAUGCCAUGUCUUACUGCAAGGUUAAAGUGCUGACAUUUACUAUAGAUAUCCUUUCUAUUAUUCAGAUAAAAGAUGGAGCUACAGAAACCGCUCCACUCAUCAACAAAUACUGUAACAGUUCGAUUCCGACUUCCAUCACAUCGAGUCAAAACGCAUUAUGGAUAAAAUUCAAGUCAGAUGCUUCUGCCACCAGGUCGAGUUUCAGAGCAUUAUAUCAAGUUGGUAAGGAUUGUCAUAUUAGAAAUAUAUAAUAUUUCCGAGCAAAAAUACAAGCACAUAGACAUUUAUUAGCCUUGAAAGAAUACAAUAAAUUCCCAGAGAUCAUCACUGUGAAAAAUAUAAUUUAUUAUUUAGGCGUCUGACCACCUGGAAUAUCCUAAGGACCUACAAAUUUUCUGGUUGAUCAUCAAACCUAAUCAUCUUUUAAUUUUGCAACUGGAACUGGUCUUGAUUAAAUGUACUACUUGGUGCUAAUUUUUAUUUAUUUUUUUAAAUAAAGGAGAGAGAAAAGUCAAUAUGCUAGUUGGAGUCACUAUCUUUUUCUGUGAACUCUGCAUUUUUACUCCAUCUGGGGGAACAUAGCAAUUUGUUCCUCCUUGAGAGGAUGAAUAGAAUGGUACUAUUGGGUAUAUGCCCCUUCUAUUCCUUCUCAGGGUAAUCAGCACUGAGUAUGUUUAAGAACCCCUUCUUUGUCUCUCGGGCCAGUAGGGUGAAAGGUAAAAAAAGGAAAUAAAAGUUGCUGAAAAUUAAUUACCUGUUUUUAGUACUUAAAGGCUAAUGAUUUGUCCAAUUUAAAGCAAUUAUUUAUCAAUACUUUAUUGUCUCUUUAGCAUGUGGUGGAAUGCUGUCUGGAAAAGGAGUAAUUAAAACUCCCCUUUAUCCCAAUGCUUACUUUCGUGAAAAGACCUGUGAAUGGGUUAUUACUCAACCAAUAGGAGACGCGGUUUUGAUUAAUUUUGAUUCAUUUAAUAUACAACCUGGUGCAGCCUGUAGCUCAAAUUAUGUUGAGGUAAGGUACAUUUUGUAUUAAACGAGCAAGCACUCCAUGAAUUUUGCAAAGUAAUGUAAUCACCGGAUCUACACACACGCAACAAAUUAACAUAAAUACGCACGUUAAUAAUGCAUACUUGGGAAUGUUAAUGGGUUAGUGUCCCAAGCAAUGUUGCUCUUUCUCUCACUAUAAAAAUUGAAGUUGAUUUACACAAAAAGCGAGGUUAGAACAUACCUGGAAAUGGUUAGGCUGAGUCCUAAAAUGGAUAGGGUUAUGUCAAGUUUACGUUGAUAAAGAUGAUAAAAAGUGGGAUAAAUUACAGAAUUCCAAGGUAUGGAUACAUGCAAACGGGAAAUGUUUACAGAACUCUCUGCCACUUGAAUACUGUAGCUUGUAUUUCAUCCUCAGUGAUGUUCACAUUCAUUGUAUAAUGUCAUUAGAAAGUAAUGUUGUGGUUAACUUGUAGGUAAGGGAUGGUCCUUCAGCAGACUCCACACUCAUCAGUAAAUACUGUGGUCCUGAGGUUCCUCCACCAGCUCAAUCUACACAGAGAGCCCUUUAUGUAAAAUUCACCACCGACUCCUCGGAAUAUAAUCAAGGGUUUUCAGCUUCAUUUAGCACAAUUAUUCAAGGUAAGUAUUGGGCUUAUCAGACUUUAAUGGUCUCAGUUUGUAUUAAUUUCCAUUAAAAUAAUUUCUAGGGGAGUGUGUAUAUAUAGAUUAUUAUACAUUUUCUUCACACAAAUUAUUCUUUCCCAACUACAAUUGGUUAAAAAACCUUCAUAUUCCUUUUAUUAAAGUAGGGACAUUUUAUUUUUCACUACAUGUUUAGAGAUAGAAAAUGUGUAUAUUCAAAGAAGUUGGUUAACUGUUUGUUAGCGCGCAUAACAAAUUGGCUGUAAUCUGGUUUUACCAUGAUUGUAAAUCAGAAUGUAAUCAAUCAACACUCCAAAAUGAAAUAUUUUCAGCAUGAAAAAAAACCUUUCAUAUUAUAGGUAUAGUAAUAGACAUUGUGAAAACUUAUGUUGAUAAUAUUGUCAAACUAAUCUAUAAUUUACUAAUUAUCUGGUUCACAAUAACAUACCAUUAGAUUAUGCAAUUACAUCUAGCUGGCAUAGACUAGAACCACGUUGUUAAACCACUAAGCCAGAGUUUCAUAAUGUCCCUGCCCAAGUACAGCAGAGUUAAUCAGUGGCUUAGUUAUUUCCAGUGUGACAUUUUAGAUCCGGUACUAUCUAUAUCAAUCUUAUUUUUCCCAGACCUAGCAUGAGUUCCAGUUUUAGACAUAUUGAAAACAAGUGCAAUUGUAUUGUACUGAACAUUUGCUCAUUAUUAACCUUUAAACUUGGUGAUUCUCAAUGACUAAACUUCAUCAUAUCUGGUAUCAGACAUAUUAAGGGGCUACUCCAACCACCAAGACCACUUCAGUGAUCAGGCGAUGAUUUACAAGCCCGAAGAAGUAGAGUUCCAAAGGUGUCACAAUGUAGGGUGAAGGCAAACAAAUAUUUAUUAGAGAUCAAAAAGGACAAACAAAGAUAAAAUGAUUAAGGCCUCUAGACCUUUUGUAUUUUUUUUUGUCCUUUUUGAACUCCAAUAAUUAAUUGUUUUGCCUUCACCCUACAUUGUGACGCCUGUGGAACUUUACUUCUUCGGGCUUGUAAAUCAUUGCCUGGUACUGGAUUGCAGAUAAAUAAAAAAUGAUUUUUUACAUGUUUUACUGCUAGCAUAGGGGUGAUCUAAUUAAUAGUGCCCUACACUGUUGGAGUAACCCUUCAAGUUACAAACUUACAUCUUACAUCAUCAUGAAACCCAACCAAUGACAGUAGAAUAAAAACAUGAUCACUUCAGAUGAAUAAUUUUGCUGGCAUUCUCUAAACCACCUUACAUGUCAAACUCCUUAGUAUGUUCACCCAAAGUCACUUCUCUGUUACAUCUACUUUUGGCAGGUUGUGGAGGUACAUUUACUGCUUCAGAAGGUGUCAUUGCCAGCCCUCGGUACCCAGAGGUGUAUCCUCAUGGUGUCAGCUGUACAUGGUUUGUCUCCAUCCAACCUGGAAAUUUUAUCCGUUUGACAUUUACAUCAUUUAACCUGGAGCAUUUUCAUGGGUGUGUAAAUGACUACCUGGAAGUAUAUGAUGGUAAUAUCGCUACAGAGAACAAGAUUGGAAGGUAUGUUUGCAUGCUUCCCUAAUGUGUUAUUGGAAAACAUAUUUGGGAAAUAGAAAUCACAGGAUUUUUUAAGUGGAUUAAUUUGCAAGGAAGGCGGUGUGAUUUAGAUACACAUUUUAAUUCUUCAAAUUCAAAAAUAAAUAUUUAAAGGACCACUAAAGUCACCCAGGCCACUUAAUCUCAAUGAAGGGGCCUGGGUGCACAGGUCCUGUAAAUGUAACCAUACAAGGUAAAACAGUGAAGGUUUGCAGAACUGUUAUAGUGACAGUCACUAGAGGCACUUGCGCUGCUUUAUGUUAAAUUUCAUGUGUUGGAAGCAGGAAAAAUGGGCAAACUAAAAGAUCUGAAUGAUUUUGACAAGGGCUAAAUAGUGAAAACUAAAAGACUGAACGAGAGCAUCUCCAAAUCUGCAAGUUUUGUGAGGUGUUCCCCGUAUGCAGUGGUUAGUACCUACUAGAAGUGGUGAGAGGAAAAACAGCCAGUGAACCUGCGUCAGGGUCAUGGGUGCCUCAGGCUCAUUGCUGCACAUGGGGAGCGAAAGCUAACCUGUCUGGUGUAAUCACACAGAAGAGUUACUGUAGCUCAAAUUGCUGAAAAACUUAAUGCUGGCCAUGAUAGAAAGAUGUCAAAACGCACAGUGUAUCGCAGUUAGGUGCAUAUGGGGCUGCGUAGCUGCAGACCGGUCAGAGUGCCCUUGUUGAUCCCUGUCAACUAGUGAAAUGGGGACAUGAGUGUUUAAACGAUUGCCUGGUCUGAUGAAUCACGUUUUCUUUUAGAUCAGGUGGAUGGCCAGGUGAGUUUGCAUCGUUUACCUUCUGAAGUGAUGGUAGCCAGAUGCACUAUGGGAAGAAACUAUGCCAACUGAGGCAGUGUUUGAUUUGUGCAAAAAUUUUCAGUGAAACCUUGAAUCCUGUCAUUCAUAGGGACGUUACUUUAACUUUAACAUGUACCACCUACCUAGAGAUUGUUGUAGACCACAUACACCGUUUCAUGGAAAUAGUGUUACCUUUCGGCAAUGAACCCUGCCACACUGCACAAAUUGUUCAGGAACAUGAUAAUGAGUUCAAGGUGUUACCUUGGCCUCCAAAUUCCCCAGAUCUCAAGCCGAUUGAGCAUCUGUGGGAUGUUCUGGAACAAUUCUAAUCCAUGGAUGACACACCACGCAGUUUGCAGGACUUAAAGGAUCUGCUGCUAAUGUCUUGGUGCCAGAUACCACAGGACACAUUGAGAGUUCUUGUGAAGUACAUGCCUCAAUGCAUCAGAGCAGUUUCGGCAGCAAGAUGGGGAUAUUCAUGAUAUUAGGCAGAUGGUUUUAAUGUUGUGGCUGAUCAGUAUAUCUUAUAACAUAAUGAUUAUAUUAUGAUAUCAAAUUGUCAGUGUUCCUCUAAGCCAAAUACACAAUUAAAAAAACUAUCUUUUGUUUUCAUCUUGCAGAUAUUGUGGCAGAUCUGUCCCCCCAACAAUAAACAGCAGUAACAAUAGGAUGGUUUUACUUUUUGUCACUGAUUCAGACAACGCUCUCGAGGGAUUCUCAGCCAACUAUAUAGCAGUGAAUGCAUCUACAGGUAAAAUGUGUUUUAUUUAUGAGGAUGUAUGUUGAUCUACUAAAGAUAAUAGAGUAAGAUCAGAUGUUAUUAUCUUUACAAAUGUUAUAUUUCUAAAUCUUAAAAGUUAAUAAAUAUUUUUAGUUAGCAUAACCCAGAUGAACAAGGUAAUGAAGUUCAGUUAUUGUGCGGACGAGGGCUACUUUAGAGCCCAACUAGAAUUUUGAAUUGGAUAAAAUUCAUGACUUGGGAAUGGCCAAAAUGUAGACCCCCUCCAGAAUUGCAAACGUAUGUCGUUCUAAAAAGUUUAAAUAAUGGCUGCUGAUACUCAAGAUAUGCUUAAAGGCACAACAUUUUCAGGAGUGGUUUCCCAAUUCAGUAAACAUUUGUGGGAAGAAUGUUGUGUUUAACAAAAAAGUGUGCUUAGUAUAAUAAAGCGUGAGUGCAAUGUGCGGAGUGUGAGUGCUGUGUGCAGAUUGUAUGUGUGUUACGUGCAAGGUGUGAGCACUGUGUGCGUGUUAUGUUUAGGGUGUGAGUUCUGUGUGCAGGGUGUGUGUUGUGUGCAGGGUGUGAGUGUUGUGUGCAAAGCUAGAGUACUGUGGGCUGGGUGUAAGUGAUGUUUGCAUAGUUUGAGUGCUGUGUGCAGGUUGUGUGUGUUAUGUGCAAGGUGUGAACGCUGUGUGCGUGUUAUCUGUAGGGUGUAAGUGCAGUGUGCAGGGUAUGAGUUAUUUGUGCAGUUUUGUGAGCAGAUUGUAAGUGAUGUGUGCAAAGUUUGAAUACUGUGCGCAGAUUGUAAGUGUUGUGUGCAUAGUUUGAAUGCUGGAAGUUUGUGCUUUGUGCAAGGUGUAAGUGCUGUGUGCAUAGUUUGAGUACUGACUCACUGAGUGCAAAGUGUUUGUGCUGUAAAUAUUGUAUAAGUGAUGUGUGCAUAGUUUGAGUGCUGGGUGUUUGUGUUGUGUGCGCAGUAUGUGCUGUAUGUAGGGUGUUUGUGACGUGUACAGAGUGUGAGUGCUGUGUUCAGGGUGCGUGCUCUAUGUGCACGGUUUUUGUGCUGUGUGCAGGGUGUGAGUGCUGUGUGCAGGGUUUAGUAGUGUAUGCAUGGUUUGUGUGUUGUGUGCAGGGUUUAGUAGUGUAUGCAUGGUUUGUGUGAUGUGUGCAGGGUUUAUAGUGUAUGUAUGGUUUGUGUGCUUAUAGCAGGGUUUAGUAGUGUAUGCAUGGUUUGUGUGCUGUGUGCAGGGAUUAGUAGUGUACGCAUGGUUUGUGUGCUGUGUGCAGGGUUUAGUAGUGUAUGCAUGGUUUGUGUGUUGUGUGCAGGGUUUAGUAGUGUAUGCAUGGUUUGUGUGCUGUGUGCAGGGUUUAUAGUGUAUGUAUGGUUUGUGUGCUGUGUGCAGGAUUUAGUAGUGUAUGCAUGGUUUGUGUGCUGUGUGCAGGUUGUGAGUGCUGUGAGCAGGGUUUAGUAGUGUAUGCAUGGUUUGUGUGCUGUGUGCAGGGUUUAGUAGUAUAUGCAUGGUUUGUGUGCUGUGUGCAGAGUUUAGUAGUGUAUGCAUGGUUUGUGUGCUGUGUGCAGGGUUUAGUAGUGUAUGCAUGGUUUGUGUGCUGUGUGCAGGGUUUAGUAGUGUAUGCAUGGUUUGUGCGCUGUGUGCAGGGUUUAGUAGUGUACGCAUGGUUUGUGCGCUGUGUGCAGGGUUUAGUAGUGUACGCAUGGUUUGA